Molecule: messenger RNA, 1850 nt
Organism: Drosophila teissieri
Lineage: Eukaryota; Metazoa; Arthropoda; Insecta; Diptera; Drosophilidae
Gene: Galk
Product: N-acetylgalactosamine kinase
Exons: 8
Coding region: 215-1687 (490 amino acids)
Biological process (GO): galactose metabolic process; carbohydrate phosphorylation
Cellular component (GO): cytosol; cytoplasm
Molecular function (GO): ATP binding; galactokinase activity
Source: RefSeq, a predicted model, not a curated record
AACGCGACGUGCUCACACCGAAAACUAGAACUCCCCUCUGAUAAGACAGCUCCAAGUUAUUUUGACCUCAAACGGAGAAAGAUAAGACAUUCUUGGUGACUCUGACGCCGUUUCCCCAACUGAUAACCGGAAUGUUAGUACAUCACUUUGUGUGCUAAUAGCUGUUUGGACAUAUUGAUAAGAUUAACCGAGUUGCGACACGUUUACGGUGAACAUGACUGCCAACGGGAACGGAACUGCCCAGGUCUUGGGUGCCGGCAUUGAGAUCGUGGCCCAGCAGAAGCUCCAGCCGGAAUCCAAGAUUUACGAGCGCGUGCAACAAUUGAGCGCCUUUUUCAAAGAGCAAUUUGGAGCGGAUCCAGAGUUUAUCGUUCGCGUGCCAGGAAGGGUCAACAUCAUUGGCGAGCAUGUGGACUACUGCGGCUAUUCGGUGCUACCCAUGGCUGUAAGUCAGAGCAUUUUCCUGGCAGUGGCCAAGAAUCCGAGUGACAGCCAACUUCAGCUUAGAAAUCUCGAGGCAGCUAAGUUUACGGGCUACGAUGCGGAUCUCAAAACGCUCAGAAUCGAGCUUCCGAAAAGUGGUGGACCCGCUUGGUACAACUACUUCUUGUGCGGCAUCAAAGGAAUACAGGAGAGUCUAGGCAGCCAGUGGAAGCCCAUAGGAAUGCGCAUUGCUGUGGACGGCAAUGUGCCCUUGGCGGCAGGACUCUCCAGUUCGAGUGCCAUGGUCAGCUCCGCAGUGUUGGCCACCGCCCACGUCCAGGGCAAGAAACUAGAUCGCAGGGAGCUGGCUUCCAUUUCGGCCAUGUGUGAGCAGUAUAUUGGCACGCACAGUGGUGGCAUGGAUCAGGCAAUAGCCUAUUUGGGCAGAGUUGGCUGCGCCCAUCACAUCGAGUUCCAUCCCAAGCUGAAGGGCACUCCGGUGACCUUGCCAGCGGGCAAGUGCUUCGUUGUGGCCAACAGUCUGGCUCAAAAGAACAAGGCUGCUUCGUCGGACUACAAUGAACGAGUGGUGGAAUGCCGACUGGCCACUAGAUGGCUGGCCAAGCGCAAGGGUUUGAUCAACUGGGAGGACAUUGUGCGCUUCAUCGAUCUGGAGGAGGCGUGCCAAAUGGAUAACGCGACUUUCGAGAAGUUGAUUAAGGACAACUUAACGAAGAGCAACUACACGCGAGCGGAUAUCUGCAAAGAGCUGGGAGUCACCGAGCAGGAACUGGAAACAAAGUUCCUAUCCGCCAACACUCGGCACAUGGAGCAGUUCAAGCUGCGUCAACGUGCUCUGCAUGUUAUUCAGGAAUCCGGUCGCGUGGCCAAAUUCCGGAAAAUUUGUGAGGAACUGGCCGGCGGAGCCAACAAGGAAGGUGCAAAACAGCUGGGUGAACUUAUGCGGCAAUCCCACGAGAGCUUGAGGGAGCUAUACGAAUGUUCUCAUCCGGAUGUGGAGCGCCUAAUUGCCAUAUCAAACCAGCAGAACGUUAGCGCGCGAGUCACAGGAGCUGGUUGGGGCGGUUGUAUAGUGGCCAUGUGCGAUUCCGUACAAGCAGCUGAUGAGUACAUAAAGGCUUUAAAGCGCGAUUACUACGCUCAAUUGCCAAGCCAUCUCCUGGAGCGUCAUCAGCCCAACAACUUCAGCGAAGUGGUCUUUGCCACACUCCCAGGAAACGGAGCCGAGUUGUAUAUACAAUGAACGCUUCUCUAGCAUUUUAAUCCAACUUUUAUACCAAAAUCACCCUAUCAGUCACUAUUAUCCAACGGUCAUUUAUAGAAAAAACAUUUAAUAUGUAUAGUACUAUGUACAAUAUAUUAACAAUUUACGAGCUAAAAUACAACAAGGCACGUGGGGAACGGAA